AUGCUUUACACAUAUUUUGUACCAUUCAACAUUGUUUGUGGUAUAUUUGGAGUUAGGAAGCCAUCUCUUUCUCCGAACGGGAAAAUUGUAAAUACAAGUGUUGUUCAUAGAAUUUGGUCCUUGAUUAUUAUACUAUCAUUGAUUGCUGGCUACUGUCUUUCAUCGUAUGAAAUAAAGCCUAUUUCAAAAGUAAAUUUGUUACAAAUAUCAAUUCUUAAUGACUUGGCAAAUAACGUUAUAAUAUUACUUCUACACAACCUUUCCGGUGAUGACAUAACUAAAAAUUUGUACAAUUGUUUCAUCGGUAUUGUUACUGAUCUUGGAUUGCAUAAUAGAAGAGUAAGGAUUUUAAUGCAAAAGCUUUAUUUCUGGUUUUCAGUGAUCAGUAUUACUUAUAUCGCUGCCAUAAUUCUAGAAAUCCUUUACGACAGCCCCCCCUAUAAUUUGAUAAUUAGAAUACCCACGUUUUUGACAGUUUUCCAUCUCAUAUUUCAUUUAAGUGUUUUAGUUGCUAUUUUAAAAAUCUUGAAUUAUAAACUAAAAAGUGAAACUCUCAUUGAUAACACUUUGAUGUUUCCUGGAACUAAGAGUUCAACAUUUUAUAUUUUAAAAUAUUUUCUCAAUACCGAGAUAAGUUUUAUUGAAGAAAUAAACCAAACACAACACCAACAUUUAGACUUGAAACAUCUUUGUAAAAUAUAUGAUAAAAUGGCGACAUGUCUUGAACUUUUAAUUAAACUUCACGGAUUACAGGUACCAAGUUUACUAAUUUCGAAAAAUAGAAAUCAAUUAACCCUUAGAUUCAGAGAUAAUAAUGUUAAAAUACCUUGGCUGGCGUGCGUCAAAACUGUGUUACCCUAUUUUUGGUGCUAUAUAGGCGCCUAUGUAGGGGACCAAAUGAGGAAGCAGGUGGAUUCCACAGAAAUUAUUUUGAUCAAGCAUUUAAUAAAUUUCCAAUGUGACCAGACCCGUAAGACCACCCUGGAAACCUUCAAGCAGUUGGUUGGCACCCACCGCUUGCAGUUCACCGCCUGCAGCCUAUUCGACUUAAGCUUCUCCAUGAUCCUGACCAUGGCUAUGAAUGUGAUCACGUACAGUAUUAUACUCAUACAACUCUACUCCAGUGGUUAAUCAACUAUAGCAUCUCGUCAUCUAUAUACGACUAGCCGCCCAUGGCUUCGCUCGGGUAAGUUGUAUUUUGUUGUUAGCAAUAAAAUUUUAAAAAGGACUUCUUUUUAUUUUUUUUAAUUUUGUAUUUCUUCUGCUUAACAAAAACAAUCCUAUCUCGGUGUAUCUUUUAAAAUAUUAAAAAGCUGUUUUGCCUUCAGAUUCUUAUUGCUUUUGGAAUAUUAUUUACAAUUAG
Messenger RNA from Plodia interpunctella (Indianmeal moth), 1363 nucleotides. RefSeq lists its product as uncharacterized. Gene Ontology annotation, biological process: sensory perception of taste. Gene Ontology annotation, cellular component: membrane. The record is from RefSeq and is a predicted model, not a curated record. NCBI's taxonomy places the organism in Eukaryota, Metazoa, Arthropoda, Insecta, Lepidoptera, Pyralidae. The transcript has 3 exons. Bases 1 to 1131 code for a protein of 376 amino acids.